CGUGCCAGUCGCCCAGUCCGACGUCUUCCAGUUUCUCCAGUCCUAGAUCCGCCCAAGCUCCUGCUCGGCCGGUGCCCACUGCGCAAUGGCCGUCGGUCCUCGCCCGCUGCCGCACUCGUCGUCGGCCUCCGUGCGGCGGCGCGAGCGGUGGCUGGUCGUCCUCGGCAUCGCCCUCCACGCCGUCUACAUGCUGAGCAUAUUCGACAUCUACUUCAAGUCCCCAAUCGUCCACGGCAUGCCCCCCGUGCCGCCCCGCCUCUCCGCUCCUCCCGCCAAGCGCCUCGUCCUCCUUGUAGCGGACGGGCUCAGGGCGGACAAGUUCUUCGAGCCGGACGAGCGGGGGAGGUACAGGGCACCGUUCCUGCGCGGGGUGAUCCAGGAGAAGGGCCGGUGGGGGGUCAGCCACGCGCGGCCGCCCACCGAGUCCAGGCCUGGCCACGUCGCCAUCAUCGCGGGUUUCUACGAGGAUCCAAGUGCCGUCACAAAAGGAUGGAAGGCCAAUCCAGUUGAGUUCGAUUCUGUAUUUAAUCAAAGUCGACACACUAUCUCGUUUGGCAGUCCAGAUAUUGUUCCUAUAUUCUGCAGCAGCCUACCUCACAGUACCUGGGAUACAUAUCCCCAUGAAUAUGAAGACUUUGCAACAGAUGCAUCAUUUCUGGAUCAUUGGUCGUUUGACCAGUUUGAAGGUCUUCUCAACAGGUCUCUUGACGAUGCUAAAUUGAGGCAAUUGCUCCUACAGGACAAGUUGGUUAUAUUUCUGCACUUACUGGGCUGUGAUACUAAUGGUCAUGCACAUCGUCCCUAUUCAAGCAUCUAUCUGAACAAUGUCAAGGUUGUUGACGAAAUAGCUGAGAAAAUGUACAAUCUUAUGGAAAGCUACUUCAAUGACAACCAAACAGCUUAUGUUUUUACUGCAGAUCAUGGAAUGAGUGACAAAGGAAGCCAUGGAGACGGACACCCAUCGAACACCGAUACUCCUCUUGUAGCAUGGGGUGCUGGAAUCAGGAGCCCAAAGUUCAUGACCUACACAGACAAACCUGAUGAUGGCUUUCGGUUUGUUGAUGACCACAAACACGAUAUGCCCACACCACAAAAUUGGGCUCUUGAAGGCUUUGAAAGAGUGGAUGUCAACCAAGCUGAUAUAGCUCCUCUAAUGGCUACACUUGUGGGUUUGCCAUGCCCGAUGAAUUCUGUGGGGAACUUACCUUCUCACUAUUUGAAACUAAGCGAGGCUGAUGAAGUUGAAGCAGUUUUGGCCAACACAAAGCAGAUUCUUAACCAGUUUCUCCGAAAGUCAGAGCAGAAGGAAUCCAGCUCACUCUAUUUCAAGCCUUUUAAACCAUUGGUAAACUACACUUCUGUCCUCGAUCAAAUUGAAGAUCUUAUAUCUGCAAGGGACUAUGAAAAUGCCGUGAAACAGUCUGAGGAACUCCGCAGUAUGGCUCUUGGUGGUCUCCAUUAUUUUCAAACAUAUGAUUGGUUUAUGUUAAUGACAACAAUUACCCUUGGAUAUAUUGGAUGGAUGGCGAACCUUGUCCUACAUGUGCUACAGUCUUACACAACAUUUCCUGCUAAUCUUCCAAAGAGGACUCAACUGUAUCCCAAUAAUACCUCCAUGAAAGUAUACAUAGGUGGAUGCUUGUUUAUGGGUUUGUCAUCCAUUAUACUACUUCUAGAGAAAUCUCCACUUCUUUACCAUGCUUAUGUAUUUAUGACAAUUUUCCUUUGGACAAGAAUUGUGCAAAACUUUGAAUUCAUGAAGUCAGCAUGGAGAGAACUAUCAAAUAUGCCAUUCAAGUACAUUAUGAACCUGCUGAGCUGCUCAGUUGCUGCGUUGUUCAUAUUGGAGUUUCUGGUCAUGAGCUUCUUUGAUAGGAAGCUGUAUACCUGGUGCUUUUUGGCCCUUGGGAUGCUUUCUUCAAUUUGUGUUGCCAUAUUUAUUCAAGCUAGUCCUGCUGUUGCAAUGUACACAUGGCUUGCAUGCUGGUUCCUGUCUGUAUUCACAUUAAUGCCAGCUGAAAUUCCAGAAAACAACAACUUAGUAAUAUUUAGUGGGGUGCUGAUAGUACUGAUCUCAAUGGCUUCGAGAUGGACGACCACCAAUAGUACCAGCUUUUGGCUUUAUCUUAAUCGAGCAAACAAACGAGGACCUAAAUCUUCUAAGUUAUUUUUUGUUCAGGUUAUUUUGGUUGCAAUAUCUUCAAUAAUGGUAUGGUUAACUACAUCUCAUCGGUCUCAGAACAAAGAACUGCACCCACUGCACCAGUUGAUCAACUGGUGGCUAGCUGGUUUCGCUAUGGUGCUACCCCUUUUUUCACCACGUAGUGUUCUAUCUCGUCUUACAUCUAUCUUCUUGGGUUUUGCACCUCCAUUUCUGCUGCUCUCUAUUGGCUAUGAAGCAGUAUUCUAUAGUGCUUUUGCGAUGGUUCUCAUGGGGUGGAUAUAUCUUGAAUCUGCCAACCUCUGUUGCUCAGAAGAAAAUGAUAUUGCAUGUCAUAAUGGCCUUGUGGAUGGCUCUGCUCUUGGCUAUGACGAAAGAUGCUUACAGCUAUCUGAUUUACGAAUCCCUCUGUUAUUUAUAAUCUUAUUUAAUGUUGCUUUCUUUGGAACCGGAAAUUUUGCAAGUAUUGCAAGCUUUGAGAUCUCAUCUGUGUACCGAUUCAUCACAAUAUUUAGUCCAUUUCUUAUGGCGGCACUUCUUAUUUUCAAAUUGUUCAUUCCAUUUAUGCUUGUCAUAUGUACAUUUAGUGCCGUGACCAAGAUUGUACGAAUCCCACGGCUCGGUUGUUAUUUUCUCGUAAUACUGCUUUCAGAUGUGAUGACAAUUCAUUUCUUCUUCCUGGUUCAAAACACGGGGAGUUGGAUGGAGAUAGGCAACAGCAUUAGCCAUUUUGGAAUCGUGAGCGCGCAAGUAGUCUUUGUGUUGCUGCUUUUUGCUCUCACAAACAUAUACACAAAAGAUAUCGAAGUCUCAUCUCGGCAACUAACCUCUCGGAAAGUUAUGUAGAUAGAUCCGACAGUUUUUACAGAUUCUGUAGCAUAUACCCAUUUAUUGUUGUAGAAUGUAGAGUAUACCCAUUUAUUGUUGUAGAACUAACUUUCGGGCUUAGCUUUUGUUCGUCGGCCAAGUUUUGGAACUUGACUCGUUUAGCUUAUAGAUUAUCUUUGUACUGGGUGGUCUUACUAGCUUUAAACUUUUUCUUUUUUGUUUCUUGGACAUCUGUGCUUCUUGAAGAGAAAUAACAUGGCCGAAAUUUUGGUGCAGACAUUUUAUUUUUGUAGGUGCAACUAUCAACUAGAUAGAGGAUUAGAGGUUCUGAGGUUGUUAUAUUACUUGCAUGUGUAAACCUUCUUUAAACCAUUGCAAAACAUUUGAGGGAAUGUUAUCACC
Messenger RNA from Brachypodium distachyon (stiff brome), 3391 nucleotides. Its product is annotated as GPI ethanolamine phosphate transferase 1. Gene Ontology annotation, biological process: GPI anchor biosynthetic process. Gene Ontology annotation, molecular function: mannose-ethanolamine phosphotransferase activity. The record is from RefSeq and is a predicted model, not a curated record. NCBI's taxonomy places the organism in Eukaryota, Viridiplantae, Streptophyta, Magnoliopsida, Poales, Poaceae. The coding region runs from base 86 to 3007 and encodes 973 amino acids. Gene Ontology annotation, cellular component: endoplasmic reticulum membrane. The transcript has 18 exons.